AUGACUCUGACCUGCGUCCUCAUCUGGACUCUCCUCUGCUGCUGCUUCACAGAGUCCAGAGGCCAAGUCACAGUGACUCAGCCUGGAGCAGUGAGAUCAGCUGUGGGAAACUCCGCCACCAUCUCAUGCAGAACCAGUCAGAAUGUUUAUGUUUGGAGUAACUACCACUAUUUAGCCUGGUACCAACAGAGAGAUGGAGAAACUCCUAAACUGCUUAUUUACGCUGCUUCCAGUCGAGCAUCAGGGAUUCAAGGUCGUUUUACAGGCAGUGGAUCAAACUCUGACUUCACUCUGACCAUCAGUGGAGUCCAGGCUGAAGAUGCUGCAGUUUACUACUGUCAGAGUGCUCACUACAUCAACAGUCAAUACGUGUUCACACGAAACAUGUUGUUCUUCAAUAUGACUCUGACCUGCGUCCUCAUCUGGACUCUCCUCUGCUGCUGCUUCACAGAGUCCAGAGGCCAAGUCACAGUGACUCAGCCUGGAGCAGUGAGAUCAGCUGUGGGAAACUCCGCCACCAUCUCAUGCAGAACCAGUCAGAAUGUUUAUAGCUCAAACUAUUUAGCCUGGUACCAACAGAGAGAUGGAGAAACUCCUAAACUGCUCAUUUACUAUGCUUCCACUCGAGCAUCAGGGAUUCCAGGUCGUUUUACAGGCAGUGGAUCAAACUCUGACUUCACUCUGACCAUCAGUGGAGUCCAGGCUGAAGAUGCUGCAGUUUACUACUGUCAGAGUUUUCAUGUUAUCAACAGUCAAUACGUGUUCACACAGUGAAAAAGCGUCGUACAAAAACCUCCGUCAAUCAGAAUGAACACAAAGUGAAGUGAGACUGACACAGUUCACUGAGGACACACACACACACACAC
Messenger RNA from Scophthalmus maximus (turbot), 866 nucleotides. RefSeq names its product immunoglobulin lambda-1 light chain-like. The record is from RefSeq and is a predicted model, not a curated record. Bases 1 to 774 code for a protein of 257 amino acids. The transcript is spliced from 5 exons. NCBI's taxonomy places the organism in Eukaryota, Metazoa, Chordata, Actinopteri, Pleuronectiformes, Scophthalmidae. Gene Ontology annotation, biological process: immune response; immunoglobulin production.